CAUUAUCAAUUUUCGACACAUUAUUACCCAAAUUUCCAAACCCAAAAAUCCAACAACAAACGACUAACUUCUUAAUCUCAAUUAUAGAGAACACCGGGACAAACCUCAGAUCUCUCCAUUUUCGACACUUUUUUCUCUCUCAUAGCCCACCACGUUGUGUUUCUCUCAUUGAAAGCGAAGUCUUCUGAAGUUGCUGCAAGCCUGCAAGUGUGAAGGAGAAGAAAACAAAUUAAAAAAACAAAUAAAAAAAUCCGUCCAAGUAAAUUGGGGUUUUCUUAGCUGUGCAGCAAUUUCUUUUAUAAUGAUCUGUUACAUUGUGGGAAAUAUAUAUAAUGAUCUGGGUAUUUUCAGGUGAAAUGGGUUGACAUUAUUUUUUGAAUUAAUUGUGAGAUUUUGAUUUCAAUUGGGGAAAAAAAAUGGCGCUUUUUAGGAAGUUCUUCUACAAGAAGCCCCCUGAUGGGUUGUUGGAGAUUGCGGAAAGGGUUUAUGUCUUUGAUUGUUGCUUUACAACGGAUGUGGUGGAGGAUGAAAAUUAUCAAGGUUAUAUUGGUGGAAUAGCUAGUCAGCUUCGUGAUCACCUACCUGAUGCUUCAUUCAUGGUGUUCAACUUUCGCGAGGGAGAGAAUCAGAGCCAGGUUGCUAAUAUAUUGUCAGAGUACGACAUGACUGUAAUAGAUUAUCCUCGGCAACAUGAAGGUUGUCCAUUGCUCACAUUGGAGAUGAUUCAUCAUUGUCUUAGAUCUGGUGAUAGCUGGCUCUUGCUUGGUCAGCGCAAUGUUCUUUUGAUGCAUUGCGAACAAGGUGGUUGGCCUAUUUUGGCAUUCAUGUUAGCUGCACUCUUAAUCUAUAGAAAGCUUUAUAAUGGGGAACAGAAGACACUGGAUAUGAUCUACAGACAAGCCCCUCGUGAGCUUUUGCAGUUGAUGUCCCCAUUAAAUCCAAUUCCCUCACAGUUGAGAUAUCUUCAAUAUGUAUCAAGAAGACAUUUGGACUCAGAAUGGCCUCCUCCGGACAGGUGCUUGACAGUAGACUGCAUAAUUCUCAGGCUCAUCCCUAAUAUUGAUGGGUUGGGUGGUUGCCGGCCUAUUCUUAGAAUCUAUGGACGGGACCCUUCACCUGCUGCUGAACGGACACCUAUAUUGCUGUUUUCAACACCAAAAAGAAGUAAAAUUGUCCGGCAAUACAACCAGGCUGAAAGUGAACUGCUGAAGAUCGACGUUCACUGUCAUGUUCAAGGUGACGUUGUGCUGGAGUGCAUAAGCUUGGAUGAAGAUUUGGAACGUGAGAAAAUGAUGUUCAGGGUUAUGUUUAGCACGGCAUUUAUCAGAUCUAAUAUUCUUAUGCUUAAUCGAGAUGAGAUUGACACCUUGUGGGAUGACAAGGAUAAAUUUCCUAAGGACUUCAGAGCUGAGGUGCUCUUUUCAGAGAUGGACUCUGCAACCUCUGGCACUUCUAUUGAUAUGCCUGUUACUGAGGAGAAAGAAGGCCUUCCUGUUGAAGCAUUUGAUAAAGUGCAAGAGAUUUUCAGCAAUGUCGAGUGGAUAGAUUCGAAGUCUGAUGUUGCACCAGAUGUUCUUCAGAAAAUUACUUCAUCAGAAAUACCCAAAGAGAAAUUGGAGAUAGCUUCCCAUGAGAGUGCAGACAGUCUUGAGGAUAAUUUGAAAUCACUUGUACUGAAAGAUAUCACAAGUUCCUCAUCAGGAACUACUGAGAAGCAAACCCAGUGCUCUUCAGAAACUACACUAGAUACCCAUUUAGCUGAUCAACAGCCUGAUACUUAUAAAGAAGGUGUUUCAAAUAUUGUCCUGGAAAAGUUGGAAACGGGUAGUCAGACAGAGGAAUCUAGUAGUAUUGCAGUAUCACGUCCUCAACAACUCGAUGAGAAGGGAGAUUUAGAGGCAAGGGAAAGCACGGCAGCUUCAAUGUCUACGGUCUUUGAGAAGCUCUCGAAACAGUCCUUUGGACCUUCUCUAGAUGCCAAUGUUGUCCCGAAAAAGGCCCAACCAAAGGACUUUCUUCCUGUUCUUCAGCAAACUACACAAACAAAGAUUAUAUCCCCACGUAUACUUCAAUCUUCCCAUUCAAGUUCUGCCAUAUAUAGCAAUUCCAUGCAGGGUUCACCGAAACCUAUGCAAAGAUUUCCUAGUUCACCGUCUUCACUUGGGAUUACUGCGCUUUUGCAUGACCAUGAUACAUAUAGGACUGAUGCAGUGGCUCGUUUGGGGGCUAUUCCUCCACAACCAUCGGCUACUUCGGUCUCUUUUUCCCCUGAAGCACCUGAACCUGACCAAAAUGCGCACUCAUCCUAUGCACUAUCUCAAUUACCAGCCCGUACGCCGACUCCACUUCCAUUGCAAUAUGUAUCACAACAUAAUGAGUCUCCACCAGCAUUACAUCCUCCACUAGUACCCCAUUCAUCUUCACAACCAACCUUAGAAUCAGAUAAUGCUUGUCGUAUGGAGACGCUUCCUUCAGGAAAAAACAGCUUAAAUCCCUCUGUUCCUUCUCCUCCUCCUUCUCAGGCCACGUCUAGGAUCUCAACAAUUCCGUCGUCCAUUCCUCCUCCCCCUCCCCCCCCCUCCCCGCCCCCUUUUGGAUCUUCAACUGUCCAGAAAACAUCACUGCCUCCUCCCCCUCCCCCUCCCCCUCCCCCUGCCUCUUAUGCACGACCUGCAUUUCUGAAUGUAGGGAGUGCUUUAUCAGCACCACCUACUCCCCCGCCUCUGCCGGCCUCUUUUGGACAAUCUCUUUCUCUGAAUACUAUGGUCCCCAUGUCAAUGCCUCCUCCUCCUCCUCCUCCACCUCCACCUCCACCUCCACCUCCUGUAUUGCAGUCCCCAUCUUCUUAUGCUAGGAGCUCGUUGUCAAAUCCUCCUCCUCCACCGCCCCCUCCAUGUCUCCCUAAGAAAUUUUCACCAGCUAUAGAUUCAGAUUUGUCAACUUCCAGCACAUGUGGACCAGUCAAAGCUCCACCUCCUCCCCCUCCUCCAAAAUUACCAGUUUCUGUUGCAAGUCCGAAGAUGUCAUCUUCAGUGCCUCCACCACCCCCUCCCCCUAAAGGUGCCUCUACACAUAUUGGAUCCAAAAUUUCUUCUAAAACUCCACCUGUGCCACCCCCACCAGCACCUCCUGGAAAAGGAUUGCCAAGAGCUAAUAGUUCUGUUCAAGAUUCUCAAGUUUCUGGUAGCAAAGGACCUGUUCCUCCGCCGCCUGGACCCCCUGGUCAAAAGGGAAGGGUCCUUCCUCGUGUUACUCCAAAGACUCAGGGUCAAUCAAAAAAGAAUGUUACGAAGCCAUUUCAUUGGAUGAAAUUAAAUAGGGUAAUGCAAGGUAGCUUAUGGGCUGAUUCUCAAAAACCCGAUGAGGCUUCCAAAGCCCCCGAGUUUGAUAUGUCAGAACUUGAGGCUCUCUUUGCAGCUUCAGUUCCAAAUUCAGAGAAGGGGGGCACUGGAGGGCAAUCGGGACGUCGUCCUUCAGGGCCUAAACCUGAGAAAAUUCAAGUGAUUGAGCUCAGGAGGGCUUACAAUUGUGAAAUAAUGCUUACAAAAGUGAAAAUUCCUCUGCCCGAUUUAAUGAACUCAGUACUUGCUUUGGAUGAUUCGGCAUUGGAUGUUGAUCAAGUUGAAAACCUUAUAAAAUUUUGUCCAACAAAGGAAGAAAUGGAGCAACUGAAGGCAUACAAGGGUGAUAAAGAGAGUUUAGGGAAGUGUGAAAAGUUCUUCUUAGAGUUGAUGAAAGUGCCACGAGUGGAGUCGAAACUCAGAGUUUUUUCAUUCAAGAUACAAUUUAAUUCUCAGGUGUCCGAUCUAAGAAAGAAUUUGCAGAUAGUGAAUUCUGCAUCAGAAGAGAUCAGAUCUUCAACAAAGUUAAAAAGAGUAAUGCUAACAAUCUUGUCUUUGGGCAAUGCAAUGAACCAAGGGACUGCUCGUGGUGCUGCUGUUGGGUUUCGACUGGAUAGCCUCCUUAAACUCACAGAUACUCGCUCUCGAAAUAGCAAGAUGACUCUUAUGCAUUACCUGUGCAAGGUUCUCGCUGAAAAGCUACCCGACGUUUUGGAUUUUCCAAAAGAUUUGGUCAAUCUGGAGGGGUCAACGAAGAUACAACUUAAAAUUUUGGCGGAAGAAAUGCAAGCGAUUAGCAAAGGGCUAGAAAAGGUUGUUCAAGAGCUAACUGCAUCAGGAAAUGAUGGCUCUAUUUCUGGAGACUUUUGUCAGAUUUUGAAGGGGUUUCUUUCUUAUGCGGAAGGUGAAGUGAGGUCUUUGGCGUCGCUUUAUUCUAUCGUGGGUCGAAAUGCGGAUGCUUUGGCAAUGUAUUUUGGUGAAGAUCCAGCUAAGGUGCCUUUUGAACAAGUUGUAUCAACAUUGCAGAACUUUGUUAGGAUGUUCCAUCGAGCACAUGAUGAGAACUGCAAACAGAUUGAGUUUGAGAAGAAAAAGGCAGCAAAGGAAGCCGAGAAUGAAAAGUCGAAGAUGACUGCUCGAGCAAAGGACUCUGAGCCAUUAAAGCAAUCCCCUCGGAUUUGGCACCGUGAAAUGAGCAAUCUACAGAUAGUUUAACCCUAGACCUAUUAAAGUUUGCUUGUUUACUAAUUAAUUCACAUAUUUUCUCUGAGAUUUUUCCCAGAAGAUAGCAGCAGAAGCUAGUCCUAGUAUGCUGAUUGCUGAACUCCCUGAUGGAAAUACACGAACACGGACACUGAAGCUAAUGAGAUGUUUGAUGGGUUGACAAUACAUAGAUAAUGUACAGCAUAAUUCGUUUAAAUGUAGUAGUUAGAAGGAUAGAUUACAUGGUUAGUGAUUUGAUUAUUAUGAGUUCUUUUUAGCUGUAAAUUUACCCAUGUUUGUUUGGGUACCAUUCUUUGAAGAAUGAUAAAUGUAUAUUAGGGACGUCGUUUUUGAGUCCCUAUACUACUGUUAAGGCGUUUGUAACAGAUGAACAAUACUACUAUUGCUGUAAAAACAUUCAUCAUCUGUAUUUUUUGUGACUUAGUAUUCUUAAAUUCUUUA
This is a messenger RNA of Spinacia oleracea (spinach), 5006 nucleotides long. RefSeq names its product formin-like protein 6. Lineage: Eukaryota; Viridiplantae; Streptophyta; Magnoliopsida; Caryophyllales; Amaranthaceae. The record is from RefSeq and is a predicted model, not a curated record.